Papilio machaon (common yellow swallowtail) is the source of this 502-nucleotide messenger RNA. Its product is annotated as endocuticle structural glycoprotein ABD-5-like. Gene Ontology annotation, cellular component: chitin-based extracellular matrix. Gene Ontology annotation, molecular function: structural constituent of chitin-based larval cuticle. The transcript has 3 exons. Lineage: Eukaryota; Metazoa; Arthropoda; Insecta; Lepidoptera; Papilionidae. The coding region runs from base 89 to 457 and encodes 122 amino acids. The record is from RefSeq and is a predicted model, not a curated record.
AGUCAUCUGGUUGAGAUAUAAAGGUCGCGAAACUUAGACACCUUUCAGUGUUCGUUUAUCGUCAACAACUAAAGGUCAUCUAAUAAACAUGAAAGUGAUAGUAGCUCUAUGCCUGCUGGUGAGCAUUGCACUGGCAGCACCGCCUCCAGUAUACAGAGGUACAGAUAGCCAAAAUGCUGAUAUUUUGCGAUUUGAAAACGACAACACCGGCACUGGCUCCUACAAUUACGCAUACGAACAAACAGAUGGCACGAAACAGGAGCAAGAAGGUAAAUUAGUGAACGUUGGACUCGAAGACGAACAUCUUGUCGUCAAGGGUAGAUUCACUUUCAUUGGAGACGAUGGUGUUACUUACGUGGUGACGUACAUCGCUGAUGAGAACGGAUACCAGCCCGAAAUCGAACAGGGACCAGGAGGCGCUGUCCCCGACGCCGUUGUCGCUUCUCUCCUCGGUUAAAUACGUAAAUACUUGUUAAAUUGUUAUUAAAAUCUAAAUUAAGAA